GUGAAUCGACAAAACAAUACAAUAAAAAAUAAUUCUAAUACGAACGUUUCUGAAUUUAGGAGAAAAAACUGGAAAAAAUUUUUAACAGUAAUAACAGAGCAGUAUCCAAAAUAUGGUUAUCCUUAUUGCUUCUAUCCAUACAACCAACAAAACGGUUACAUGCAACCGUUCAUCAUGAUUAAAUUAAUUAACUUAAUUCCGAAUAGAAAGGUAGGAAUUGAAUGCAAGCCUACAGCAAAAGAUCUUCAAAGUCGAUCAAUUAAAUUAUGGUUUCAAAUGAGCAGAUUCAAUCAAACGUAA
Messenger RNA from Thelazia callipaeda (thelaziosis nematode), 300 nucleotides. The record is from the annotation of a GenBank genome assembly. Lineage: Eukaryota; Metazoa; Nematoda; Chromadorea; Rhabditida; Thelaziidae.